Molecule: messenger RNA, 733 nt
Organism: Pipistrellus kuhlii (Kuhl's pipistrelle)
Lineage: Eukaryota; Metazoa; Chordata; Mammalia; Chiroptera; Vespertilionidae
Product: leukocyte immunoglobulin-like receptor subfamily B member 5
Exons: 3
Coding region: 258-572 (104 amino acids)
Source: RefSeq, a predicted model, not a curated record
AGAGACAGCUGCCCUGGAGAAGGGGGCACAGGGAUUUCAGGAGGCGAUGGGGAGGGUUAGGCUGGGAGGCUGGGAGUCAGGGUGAGAAGGACUGAGACCCACACUGUGUGACCUGGUGCCUCACCUCACCCUGGGUUAGUGGCCCAUCUGGGAGCAGGCGGGGUCUGCAGACCUCAAGUCUCGGGGACCUGCCAGGAGACACCCCCUGUUCUCCCCCAGCAGAUGCUUCUGUGAAGGACCUGCAGCCUGGGGAGAGCAUGGAGCUGGACCCUCGGACCAGGCAGGAUGGCGGCCCUCAGGGAGUGACGUAUGCCCAGGUGAACCGCUCAAGACCAAGACCUGCACUGGGAAUGGCCACCUCUCCUUCCUCCCCUUGUGGGGGGUGGCUGGACCAGAAGGGCAGACAAGCAGAAGAGGACACUCAGGCUGCUCCACCCAAUGGCCCCCAGGAUGUGACCUAUGCUCAGCUGAACCUCUUGGCCCUUAGACGGCAGACAAGUGCAUCCCCUUCCUCCUCAUCAGAGGAGCCCCCAGAAGAGCCCAGCUUGUACGCUGCUCUAGCCUUCCACUAGCCCAGGAAGGACCCAGACCCCACAGUCCAGGGAGGGGGCCUGAAGGGACCCCAGAGGCCAUGGGUACUUACCCCAUGGACACUCAGCUGGUGACCCCAGCCAGCCUGGAGACCAGAUGUGGACCCCCAGCAGCUCCUGGGACCCUCUGAGAGUCACCUGGU